Molecule: messenger RNA, 4398 nt
Organism: Ruditapes philippinarum (Manila clam)
Lineage: Eukaryota; Metazoa; Mollusca; Bivalvia; Venerida; Veneridae
Product: atrial natriuretic peptide-converting enzyme-like
Exons: 15
Biological process (GO): proteolysis
Cellular component (GO): membrane
Molecular function (GO): protein binding; serine-type endopeptidase activity
Source: RefSeq, a predicted model, not a curated record
GGAGAUGAAGGGAAACCAAGCACUCAAAAUCAGACAUCAACUUCAUCACCAUUAUCAACAGAAACAGUGCUGAGCACUACAUUGUCAUCAACUUUAAUCUCAUCAUCUACAAAUAUUCCAACAAAAUCUCCGGCAAGUACUUUAUCAACGAAGCCAGUGAUAAAUACUACAGUUAUUCCAACAGUUACAACAACUGUCAACAUCUGCAAAUCCAAUGAGUUUCUGUGUUCAGAUGGUACAUGUAUAGAGAAAGUUCAUGUAUGUGAUGGAAAACUCCAUUGUCCUCUUGGUGAAGAUGAAUAUGAAAAUUGUGAAUGUUCGAGGUCACAGUUUAGAUGUAACAGUGGACAAUGUGUUGACGCUUCAUCUAGAUGUGAUGGAAACCCACUAUGUUUUGAUAAAUCGGAUGAAAUGAACUGCUCUAACUGUACUGGAUUUCAAUGUGCCUCAGGUCAGUGUCUCUGGACAGAUUCUGUAAAAUGUAAUUUUCAUGUGGACUGCAUGGACCUUUCUGAUGAAAUGAAUUGUACCAUGCCCAAUGGAUAUAGGCCAUGUAACAAUGGCUUGUCUGUACACUGGUCCAAAAUAUGUGAUGGUGUCGAUGACUGCUUUGACAACACGGAUGAAAACAAUUGUUCCAUGUGUAACAUUCUAGCAGAGAAACCGUGUGACGACAGGAAGAUGUGUGUAAUGGCAAAAUGGUUCUGUGAUGGUCACAUGGAUUGUUCAGAUGGUUCAGAUGAAAGAAAUUGUGGUGUAUGUGGUAGUGAUGAAGCCCAGUGUUCUGAUUAUUCUUGUAUCUCAGCUCAACAAGUUUGUGAUGGUAUCAAACAAUGCCCGUCAGGGGAUGAUGAAGUUGAUUGUUUAAAACUUACUGAUAGAGGUAUCACAGGUUCAUCAGAUAUUGUCACUAUCAAGUCACAUGAUCAGUUCCUACCAGUAUGUAGUCAUGGCUGGACCUCCAGUGUUGCUGAUGACAUUUGCCGGUACUUUGGUUACAGGGACAGUUUAAGAAGCCGGGAAAUAGAUCAGAUCAAUGCAGGAGUUUCCUUAUCAAAUGGAUUUAUGGUGUUGAAAGAUAACCACAUAAGCUUGUCAUUGAAUCAGAGUUUAUUGGCCAAAUUUGACAAAAAAUCAUCAUGCCCAGGAAAUAAAGUUAUUGGUGUGGAAUGCCGGCAAAAUGUUUGUGGUGAGAGGAAAAUUGAGAUAAUGAGUCCAUUUAUUGUGGGAGGUACACUAGCUCCAGCAGGCAAGUGGCCGUGGGUCGUGUCUAUAACUAGGCUAGGAGAGGGAUGGUGUGGUGGCGUGAUAGUUAAUCAGCAAUGGAUUCUUACAGCAGCACAUUGUAUUGUAACAUCAACAGCCAACUACAGUUUAACUCCACACUUUUUUGAGGUAACUGCCGGAACAAACACACGACAGAGACAUGGUGAUGUACAUUCACAGAGCCGACAAGUUGAUGAAGUUAUUCUUCACCCUAAGAUGAUCCAGUUUAAAACCGGACUUACCGAAUGGGACUUGGCAUUGCUACAUUUAAAAUUACCUCUACUUUAUACUGAUUAUGUGCAACCAAUAUGCUUUCCUGAUGAAAAUGAUGUCUUUCCGACAAAUUCCCAAUGUUACCUUGCAGGCUGGGGCUUCAUAAAUACACAAGAAGUGUCAGUUGAUUAUCUCCGUGAAGGCAAGAUGAGAUUGUGGUCAGAUGCUGAUUGUGCUGCCAAUGGAAUAUCUACACCACUGAACACAAAUUCUACAGUAUGUGCUGGAUAUCGUUCUGGUGCUAUUUCAGCCUGUAAGGGUGACAGUGGUAGUCCAUUGAUGUGUUCUGAUGACAGAGGAAGAUGGAGAGCAAUUGGUGUGAUGAGUCAUGGUGUGAACGGAUGUGAUGGUAGAUCUGUUAAACGUGCCAACAGAUAUGCUAAAGUCUCAACGUCCAUCAACUGGAUACAUACGUCAGUUGGCGGCUGAACAUAUUAUCAUUUAUUUUAAGACUGUGCUUUAAAUUAUAUCAAUUUUUGGUUCUUUUGAAAGAGGACAAAAAAGAUGUUAGAAUGCAGAAUUCUAGAGACUGGAAUUAAGGAAUUUUUUUGUUACGAUGUCAACGAUGGUUGUGACACAUUUUCUGGGUUGUGACAUGCUUACUGGGUCAAGAAUGUUAAACUUACUCAUAAUGUUAGCUGGGUUGUGAUAUGUUUACUGAGUCAAGAAUGUUCACUUGGUUUGUUUCCUGGGUUGUGACAUGUUUACUGGAUCAAGAAUUUUAACUUGGUUUGUUGUUUAUUUGGUUGUGACAUGUUUCCUGGUUGUGAUAUGUUUACUUGUUUGUGACAUUUUCACUGGGUUGUGACAUGUCUGGGUUGUGACAUUAAGUAUUUUCUUUUCAGUUAAGCAAUAAACAAGUUUGUUUGUUGAAAUACCCUAAUUUUUUAUCAGUAGUGAUCAAGGAAACUGUACAAUUGACUGUGUUGGCUUCAAAUGUCACUCAGUUUAAGCUCAUUUCGGACAAAUAUAUUACCUGUUGCUUUGAAGAUAGGUCAUACAUGUAUAUUAAAAUGUUUAAGAUAUUUUAAGAGUUUAAAAUUAGUGUUAUUUGCUAUUUUAUAUGUAUUAUAUGUUAAAUAAAGAAUGAUACAGGACAGUUUUAUAACGUGGGAAACAAGGUUUACCAUGUGAUAAUUUUCUUAUUAUGUCAUGAAAAUGGUAUUUAAUUUUAUAGAAAUACUAUACAUGUAUAUAAUAAUACAUUUGUUAUAAAAAAUAAAGCUGUAGUCAUGAAUCUCUUACUAUCACAAAUGAUCAAAUACUAUUAUUGAACAACUGUAUAUUUUCCUUCUUUUAAGUUUUUUUUUAAAGUUUUUUUUAUCAAUAUUGUCACAUAAUGUCUGACCACUCCAUAAGUUUUUUUUCCACAUGUCUUUCUGUAGUAUUAUGUGCUUUCAAUAAAACAAAACUUUUUAUGUUUAUUUUUACUGAUUUUAAAUGAUUGAAUUUUUUUUAAAUAAAUUAAAAAAAUUAAUUUUUAAAAAUUUAGAUCAUAGCUAUUUUGUGCAAUAUAUCGUAUCACUAGUUUCAGCAUAUCAUUUACAGUUAAGUUAUGAACUUUGUCAUACAUAUCAUAUAUAUUCCUCAUUUUUUAUAGCUAGAUUAUUUCAGCUAUUUUGUUACAAUUGCUCUAUAUCUGGACAAAGUGGUACUGUGCCAAUCGUUAGAAUUAAACUGUUCAGAGGUUUAGAGGUCACAAGUAAGGCCACCUCUAGAAGUCACAAGUUAGGCCAGCUUUAGAGGUUACAAAUGGAAGCUGUAGAGGUCUAAAUUUGAUCCAACUCUAGAGGUCACAAUUUUAUCUAACUCUAGGUCACAAUUUGAGCAUAAGUUAGGUAAGCUCCUGAGGUAACAAACAGAACAAACUCUAGAGGUCUUAAUUUGAUCAAACACUAGAGGUCACAAUUUGAGCCAGCUCUAGAGGUCACAAUUUGAGCCAGUUCUAGGUCACAAUUUGAUCAAACUCUAGAGGUCACAAUUUGAGCAUAAGUUAGGUCAGCUCUUGAGGUAACAAACAGAACAAACUCUAGAGGUCUUAAUUUGAUCAAACUCUAGAGGUCACAAUUUGAGCCAACUCUAGAGGUCACAAUUUGAGCAUAGGUUAGGUCAGCUCUUGAGAUAACAAACAGAACAAACUCUAGAGAUCUUAAUUUGAUCAAACUCUAGAGGUCACAAUUUAAGCCAGCUCUAGAGGUCACAAUUUGAGCAUAAGUUAGGUCAGCUCUAGAGGUAACAAACAGAACAAACUCUAGAGGUCUUAAUUUGAUCAAACUCUAGAGGUCACAAUUUGAGCCAGUUCUAGGUCACAAUUUGAUCAAACUCUAGAGGUCACAAUUUGAGCAUAAGUUAGGUCAGCUCUUGAGAUAACAAACAGAACAAACUCUAGAGAUCUUAAUUUGAUCAAACUCUAGAGAUCACAAUUUGAGCCAACUGUUGAGGUCACAAUUUGAGCAUAAGUUAGGUCAGCUCUUGAGGUAACAAACAGAACAAACUCUAGAGGUCUUAAUUUGAUCAAACUCUAGAGGUCACAAUUUGAGCCAACUGUUGAGGUCACAAGUUAGGCCAGCUCUAGAGGUAACAAAUGGAGCAAACACUAGAGGUCACAUUUUGAGCAAGCUCUAGAGGCCAGUCAUAACUAUACUAAUUGAGGAGGUUUGUCUCGUUGGGAAUUUAUGGACAUUAAUUGAUAAUCGGGUCAUUUAGGUUGAAAGACUAUUAUAUAUGCAACAGGUAUGACCAAAUAUUGUGUUAACUGAUUGUAUUUUUGCUUUAUUUAAUGAUGUUUAUUUUAACAUGAAUUUUUUUACUUUGUUUAUGAAAUUGCAUAUUGAAGAAAAGUAAAUUUUAAUAGCUAUU